AUGAUGGCUUCAUCACCACAGCCAGUCCAUGUUACAAACGUUCAUCGUCAUUUAACAUCAGAAUUUCAUCCAAACGAAAAAAUGGGAGAUACCGUUUUACCACCGAUUGAUGAAAAUCUUAAACAAUAUCGCUUUAAAACUGAAACUGAGCAUAAUAGUGACGAUGGCGGAUUACAAGAUGAAGAAUUUGAAGAAACACCAUUAUACGCUGCUAUUUUAACUUAUCUCAGCUACGCUAUACUUUGUCUAUUUGGUUGGUUACGAGAUUUUCUUCGGCAAUCCAAUAUUGAAAAAAAACGCGGCGCUGUCGAUCCAAAUGCUGCAUUAGGUUUCGUACCAUUAUAUCAAAGUUAUGAAUCGUUUUAUACGCGCAAUAUGUACACACGCGUUCGUGACAUUUUCAAUCGACCGAUUGCAAGUGUACCUGGUGCACAAGUUGAAGUAGUUGAACGUGUUUCAGAUGAUUAUAAUUGGACACAUAGAUUUACCGGAAAAACAAUAAAUGCAAUCAAUUUAGGCUCAUAUAAUUACUUGGGUUUUGCUGAAAAAUCAGGCCCAUGUGCGACAGAUGCUAUCAAUUCAAUUAAAAAAUUUGGUAUCUCAAAUUGCAAUACAAGAACUGAAAUCGGUACACAAAGAUAUCAUGUUGAACUUGAACAACUUCUGGCAGAUUUUCUUCAUGUUGAAAGUUCAAUUGCUUUUGGCAUGGGCUUUGCAACCAAUUCUCUUAAUUUACCAGUUUUAGCGUCUAAAGGAGAUUUAAUUUUAAGUGAUGAAAUGAAUCAUGCUUCAUUGAUCUUAGGCAUCCGUUUAUCAGGUGCUAGCUAUCGAACAUUUGCGCAUAAUGAUAUGAAAAAUUUAGAAGAAAAACUACGAGAAGCUAUUGUUCAUGGUCAACCACGUACUAAUCGUCCAUGGAAAAAAAUAAUUCUUGUUAUUGAAGGAAUUUAUAGGUUAGUAAGUUAG
Messenger RNA from Rotaria socialis, 966 nucleotides. NCBI's taxonomy places the organism in Eukaryota, Metazoa, Rotifera, Eurotatoria, Philodinida, Philodinidae. The record is from the annotation of a GenBank genome assembly.